UAUGUAACCCACUUAUAUUGCCUGAAGGUGAUGGUUAUUGUAUAUAAGGAUCGCGCAGACGGCAACUGCGCAUCAGACACGUUGGACUGCUCAGCCAUGACGUUUCCUGUGUUUUUCAUCACAAUCUUGGUUCUAGGAACUUUCAGCACAGUGUUCUCGGCAACAAUUUCACGCGCAGUAUCAGAUGGAUCAGACUAUAUAGCAGAUAUUAAACUUGGCAAAAACGUGCAAUGUCAGGGAGUUCAAGUCAGUAAAGAAAUUGUCCUUACACUGGAAGGCUGUGUUAACACAAAGUCAUUGAAAAAAUACAAAGUUAGUGUGAGUGGCGAAACUAGGACUAUUUCGUCCGUUCAAACAAGUGAUGACGGUUCGUUAAUAUUACUGACGACAAAAGUAAAGAAAGAAGAGAAAACCGAAUUUCCAGGAAUAGCUGGCAGUAGUAAAGGUUACAACCGGGUGGCUUAUAUAGCAGGGAAGAAAGGAUUUACUGACAUUUCCUUCGAGGUCGAUAAAGCAAAGAAAUGUAACAAACCUUUAGACGGCUUCGAUGCUAAGUCUCAAGAAUGUCUCACAUCUGAAGCUGAGUGCACGUAUUCAAAUGGACUUCCGAUCUUUGGUACUUCCGGAAAAAAAGAUAUUGUUAUAUCCGGAUUCGCACUAGAUGGUGGUCUUUGUAGUGUAACGUAUAAAGCUGCAGUAAGCGUUGUUUCUUCAAAAUCAUGGAUUGAGGAAAACACAAAAGAAGACGUUGAUUGCGGAAAGAAGUUACCCAAAAUUAACGAUGGCUCUUAUAAACUUGACAAUAAAAAAGACAGCUCUGCUGGAGCCACAGCAUCAGUCACUUGUGACAAGGGAUUUAAAGCAAGCAAAGAAACAAUAGAAUGCCAAGACUCAGGCGAUUGGGAAGAGGCGACUUGUAAAAAAAUUGAUUGCGGAAAGAAGUUACCCAAAAUUGACGAUGGCUCUUAUAAACUUGACAACAAAAAAGACACAUCUGCUGGAGCCACAGCAUCAGUCAAUUGUGACAAGGGAUUUAAAGCAAGCAAAGACAAAAUAGAAUGUCAAGACUCAGGCGAUUGGGAAGAGGCGACUUGUGGUUCACUUGAUUGCGGAAAGAAGUUACCCAAAAUUGACGAUGGCUCUUAUAAACUUGACAACAAAAAAGACAGCUCUGUUGGAGCCACAGCAUCAGUCAAUUGUGACAAGGGAUUUAAAGCAAGCAAAGACAAAAUAGAAUGUCAAGACUCAGGCGAUUGGGAUAAGGCGACAUGCGAAGGAAUUGAUUGUGGAUCGAAACUACCAAAGAUUAAAGAUGGAUCCUAUAAACUUGACAACAAGAAAGAUACCUCUUCCGGAGCCACAGCAUCUUUAACUUGCGACAAAGGAUUCGAAGAAAGUAAAAAAAAAAUUGAAUGCCAAGAGUCAGGCGAUUGGGAAGAGGCAGAAUGCAAAGCUAUAGAUUGUGGAAAAAAAUUGCCAAAGGUUAAAGACGGUUCUAUUGCUCUUGACAAUGAAAAGAAAACAACGUUUGGUUCAACGGCAACCUUGACAUGCGACAAAGGUUAUAAAACAGAAAGUGAGAAAAUAACAUGUGAGGCAUCUGGUGACUGGCUCUCAGCCAGUUGUGAUAUCGUAGACUGUGGAUCUGUACCGAAGAUAAAAGAUGGGGCUUAUAAGCUUGAUAAAAAAGGUAAAUCGACAUAUGAAUCAACAGCAACUUUGACAUGCGAAGAAGAUUUUUACGCAAAGAACAACGAUGUUACAAUAACAUGUGAGGCCUCUGAGGACUGGAGCAAGAUUGGAAAAUGUGAAGAAGUCAAAGACUGCGGUAAACUUAAAUCUUUGGAUAACGGAGAAUAUGAGCUUAAAGGCAAGAAGACAAAGGCUGGUGCAAAAGCAAAAGUUACAUGUGAUAAUGGAUACGAUCCAGAUGUUGAGGAAAUUGAAUGUUUAGUAACAGGCAAAUGGGAAAAGGCAACGUGUAUAAUCAGAGAUUGUGAAGGAUUGGAUAAAGUACCAAAAGGAUCUUUAAAACUUGAUAAGAAUAAAGCGACAACUGUUGGGGAAACAGCCACUUUAACAUGUGAUGCCGGAUAUGAGCCUAAAAAAGGAAAAUCGACAAUAACAUGUCUUCCCUCAGGUGACUGGGAGAAAGCCUCUUGUGUGAUUAAAGAUUGUGGAAGCCCCGAUAAAUUAGACAACGGAUCUUACAAAGUGAGUAGUACGACUUUUGGAUCAUCAGCAGUAGUUAAAUGUGACGCUGGAUAUGAAGGAAACAAAAAGGAUAUUGAUUGCUUAGCAUCAGGGAAAUGGGAAAAAGCGAAAUGCAACAUCAAAGACUGUGGGUCCGUUGGCAAUUUGACAAAUGGGGUAUACAUUCUUACCGAUGGAAAUACUGUUUAUGGAUCGACUGCUAAUGUUUCAUGUAGUUAUGGUUAUGGUUCAUCCGACGCAACUAUUUCAUGUUUGUCGACAGGAUCAUGGGGCUCUGCCACAUGCCAAAGAGAUUGCGGAGACAUACUGCCAGUAAUAGAUUUUGGGAGCGCUACACUUAUAAGCGGCACUUUACUAGGAGACAAUGCAACAGUAACCUGCAAUGAAGGUUACGAUGAAAGUGUUGCUGUUAUUUCCUGUCUAGCUUCAGGAGCCUGGGAAACAGCAACAUGCACUAUCCAUGACUGUGGGCCUCCAUCGUUUGCCAAUAUGACAGUGGUACUAGUUAACUCUAACACAACCACUACUUAUGGAGAAACAGCAACCGUUACAUGUCCUGGAGCGCUUGUCCCUGCAAUGGGAAGUACAAUAACCUGCCUUGGUGAUGGAUGGGAAACACCCUCGUGUGUUGAAGAUCCUUGUUCCGCUGGUUGGACACUGUACGAUUCUCACUGCUACUACUACGAAGCGUUUUCAUCUUUAGGCUGGAAUGCAGCUUCGACUGACUGCUCUGAUGAAGGUGGCUAUUUAGCAGAGAUUACAAGCGAAGGAGAGUUAAACUUCCUGAAAAAUCUAAGGGAAAGCUCAAUGAGUGCAUGGAUUGGACUAUCUGACGUAAACGGAACAAAUACAUAUAAAUGGGCAGACUUGAACCAGGCCCCAACCUACACUAACUGGGCUACGGACGAACCACUGUCAUCUGGAAAGUGUGUUUUGAUGAACCCUGUAGGCCUUUGGCAAACACAAGACUGCUCAAAAGCAAGAAAUUACUUUUGUGAAAAGGCUUAAAAGAUUUGAUUUUUACGACGACCCCGCUAAUACCUGUACCGGACAAUCCAUGAGUCAACACAUCAAAACCACAAACCCAUUAAAUAUCUAACCAGAACACAUGAAUGGCGACAACAACAACAACAUUAUCUCUGUUUCUUCUGAAACUGUAUUUCUUCACUAAUUCUUAAUCUUCUUUAAUCAUGAUAAGAGUGAGUAAAUGUAAAUCUUGAACUUGAUUAUUUAUCUCAGUUAUUAUUGUUUAAUUGGAAAAUAUGAAUAAAUUUACAGAGCAUUA
Molecule: messenger RNA, 3499 nt
Organism: Ruditapes philippinarum (Manila clam)
Lineage: Eukaryota; Metazoa; Mollusca; Bivalvia; Venerida; Veneridae
Product: sushi, von Willebrand factor type A, EGF and pentraxin domain-containing protein 1-like
Exons: 22
Coding region: 31-3222 (1063 amino acids)
Source: RefSeq, a predicted model, not a curated record